This is a messenger RNA of Eimeria necatrix, 2439 nucleotides long. Its product is annotated as LCCL domain-containing protein, putative. Bases 1 to 2439 code for a protein of 812 amino acids. The transcript is spliced from 12 exons. NCBI's taxonomy places the organism in Eukaryota, Apicomplexa, Conoidasida, Eucoccidiorida, Eimeriidae. The record is from RefSeq and is a predicted model, not a curated record.
AUGAAACCCAGGGACCUCCACAUUCAAGAAAAUAAUCAAGACUUGGUGGAGUCCAUGUUGCAAGAAGAAGAAGACAGAGCCCUGCGCAGGAGCCUGGGAGACCUGCAGGAAGCAGCAGCCGGUGAGACAGCAGCAGCAGCAGCAGCAGCAGCAGCAGCAGCAGCAGCAGCAGCAGCAAAUGAUGUUCGUUGCUUGCAGCUGACACCAAGGCCAUUCAAGACAUCGGUAGGAAGCAGCAGCAACUGCGUCUUGAGGACUUUUCCAUUUGCUGCUGCAGCAGCAGUGCAGCGCCAGCAGCUCAACUCCUUGGCAAAGGUGCAAGUUCCGGCCGGCCGCGCAGCCGUCGUUUGCAAAGGCCAUUUUGGCGCGGAAUUCUUCGUUUUGGAGUUUAAAAUGUUUUAUUUUUUGAAAGCAAAUGUGUUUUGUGUUGUGUUUGUGGCAUUUGUGCUUUGGAAUCCCGCCAGCUGCGCGGCGCCGCCCGGCGGCGCGCAGGCGCUGCAGCAGCUGACGGAGUUCCGCAAGAGCCACCGCAGAACUGUCGACGGGAGACUUUGCGCAGCAGCUUUCGUCCAAGAUGACCAAACUUACACGGAUUGCACAGCAGCAAAGGCCCCCAACGGGACUGCAGGCGCCGACUGGUGCUACGUGGAGAUAAAGCGGCUGGACGGCAGCAUCUACCAGGCGGACUUGGCUGCAAAAAAACUCGAGGCUCUUUGCGGCAAACGCCACGAGGCUGCGGAGCGGCAGCUGGAGACAGCGCGAAAUAUCUUUUUGCGAAAUCAAAACUGCCUCAAAAGAGGUUUUGCUGCUGCAGCAAAAGCCAAAAACUUGAAAGAAUUAAUUAAAGAGACGCGCAGCAAAGUGCAGCAGCAGCAAGCUGCUGCAGCGCAGCAGCCGGAGAACUGCCAGGGGGCUCUGGGGUACGAGGAGGACCCUGUGGCGGACGGGCUGCGGGGGGCCUACUUCGACAACUGCUGCUUCGAGGGGCCCCCCCGAGUUCGAAAAAUCGACCAAGUCCUCGACUUCGCCUUCAGCGGCUCGGGGCCCCUCGAGGGCCUCAAAGCCCACAACUACUCCAUUCGUAAGAGCUGCGGACUUCGCCGAAUUUCGCAGUUGCAGCUUUUCGCAUCAGGCUGGGACGGCUUUCUUCAGGUGCCCGAAACGGGGCACUACGUCUUCACCACUGAGACGGACAACGGCGUGCGGGUGUUUCUGAACGGGCAGCCGGUGGUGGCGGACCGGAUGCCUGGGGGCAGCCCGGCGGAGAGCAGCGGCAGCAAAAGAGUUUCUUUGCUUUCUGCAGUUCAAAAAAGCGGAAAACAUUUUUCAAAUUCUGCAAAACUUCGUUUAAUUCGCAAAAAAAAAUACAAAAUUCGAGUCGAGUUCGUCCACAACCCCCACUUUCUCCCCGAAAACAGCGACCGAGGCACUCUCAGGCUCUUGUGGUCUUCCGAAGACUUGCCGCGAGAAGUAAUCCCUUCCAAGUUCUUCUUCUCGUCGGACCGGCCGUCCCCGCUGAAAGUGUCCAGAAGGCCUUCGGAGGCUUUAAUGGAGUUUUAUUUGAAGUCCCCAGCAGCUCUUUUUGUGGCUUUUCCGCUGCAGCAGCCCUUCCCGCUGGCCCCCUUCGAAGACUACCUCUGGAGGGCCCAGGACACUCCAGACCGAAUUUUCGUCAAAAAACGCAAAGACAAUUUCCAAACAAGUUCUCCAGAAAGUGCCCAGGAAGGGGCCGGGGAAAAGACUGAAGAAGAGCCAACAGAAGGGCCAGAAAAGACAGAAAAAGAGACAACAGAAAGGCCAGAAAAGACAAAAAAAGAGACAACAGAAAGUCCAGAAAGUCCCGAAAAAGAGACAACAGAAAGGCCAGAAAGUCCCGAAAAAGAGACUACAGAAAGUCCAGAAAGUCCCGAAAAUGAGACAACAGAAGGGCCAGAAAGUCCCGAAAAAGAGACAACAGAAGGGCCCCAGGAAAGCUUCACACUCCAAGUCAAAAGAAUUAUCCACAGGGGGGGCCCCGUCUCCCUCAGCGUUGCCCACAAGGGCGUUCCGUUUUUAGUUAUUCUCGCGCCGCUGGAAGACGCUGCAGCAUGCGCUCCUCUUCGGAACUUUCUGCAGACUUUAAUUGCAAAUCUGGACUUAGUGGAAUUCAUUUGGACGGCCCUGGAGGCAUUUGGAAGUCCCGAAGUGGCAACGGUCAAAGUUGAAAUAACGCAAAUGUUUGUGAACGGCGGAGACAGCGGAGGCUCUUUCGAGUUCUGGGGAGUUCCCUGUUUGACAGCAGCAGCAGCAGCGGACGCGGCGCCUGCGGUGCUGGAGCUGGAGGCCAGUGUCUUCGUGGAAGUGAAGGAAAAAAUAAUUUUGCUAACUGCUGCAUGCGAAGGCGAAAAGUGCAGCAAAGCCCUCACCACUCUUUUCAACUUGGUGGUUCAAAAACUCUAA